AACGUACCUAAAAAAACACUACUGCUAAAUUUACUUAACUUGAUAAAUAUAGAAACAUAAAAAUUCCAAGCUUGUAUUGGCCGUUAACUCAUUAGAGGUUCCCCAUUUUCCCCGGCAUACUUUUCUCAAAACUUACCAAUACACUUAGAUUGAUAUGCAUAUAAACAAAGCAUCUCAGGAGCAUUUGGCUUCAGUUGGGAGACCUACCCAUCUCUGUUGAACAGGGCUUUUUUUUUUUUUUUUUUUGGCUUGGGUUGGCUAUGGUGUUGGUCCUGUUUAGGCUCCAACUUUCCGGACCGAGCUCGGCCAUCUCCAGCUUCGAACAAAAAACAAAAAAAAAAAAAAGUUAAAAAGAGAAAAAGGAAAUUAAAACACAAUGGCUGCAGUAAAGAAAAGCUUCCUCGUGUUGUUUGUGUUGUCCGUUGCUGUAGUUGUUCAUGCUAACAUUGAAAAAGCAGAUGAUUAUUGGACGAUGAGAGCUGAAGAAGCGGAGAAGGUAGCAGAGAAGGCUUACAACCCGAAUCCCGCUGGCCUUGUAAAUGACUUCAACUUCCAUGUCGACAAGUCCGAGAAGGGGACCAACAGCACUAGAAGGAACUUGAAGAAAUACACUGGAAAGUGCCUGGCCACGAACCCUAUCGACCGAUGCUGGCGUUGCGAUCCAAACUGGGCUAAUAACCGGAAAAGACUAGCUGACUGUGCCCUUGGAUUUGGCCGCAACACCAUUGGUGGCAAAAUGGGGAGGAUUUAUGUUGUCACUGACGCCUCGGACAACGACAUGGUUCAUCCUGAACCUGGAACCUUACGUCAUGCUGUGAUCCAGAAGGAACCACUUUGGAUCAUUUUUGCUCGUAGUAUGAUUAUUAGACUCAACCAGGAGCUUAUAAUGACUAGUGAUAAGACCAUUGAUGCUAGGGGUGCAAAUGUGCACAUUGCUUAUGGUGCUGGUAUUACUCUUCAGUUUAUAAAAAAUGUGAUCAUCCAUGGCCUACACAUUCAUGACAUCGUCUCAGGCAGUGGUGGUCUUGUUGCUGAUUCCGUGGACCAUUAUGGAAUAAGGACUCAGAGUGAUGGUGAUGCCAUUUCCAUCUUUGGUUCCUCCCACAUUUGGGUGGACCAUAUUUCAAUGUCUAAAUGCAAAGACGGUCUUGUUGAUGUGAUCCAAGGAUCAACUGCCGUUACCAUCUCCAACUGUCAUAUGACUCACCACAACGAGGUGAUGUUGUUUGGUGCAAGCGACAGCUACAGCAAAGAUCAAAUCAUGCAAGUGACUGUUGCCUUCAACCAUUUUGGCAAAGGAUUGGUGCAGAGGAUGCCAAGGUGCCGAUGGGGUUUCGUCCAUGUAGUUAACAAUGACUACACUCACUGGCUCAUGUAUGCCAUUGGUGGUAGCCAACACCCAACCAUUAUCAGCCAGGGCAACAGAUUCAUUGCUCCUCCAGAUAUUAACGCUAAACAGGUGACCAAGAGAGACUAUUCACCGGAGAGCGUGUGGAAGUCAUGGUCAUGGAGAUCAGAGGGAGAUUUGAUGAUGAAUGGUGCAUACUUCGUACAAUCCGGACACCCAAAAUCAAGCAGGCGAUUCUCGAACGCGGAUAUGAUCAAAGCCAAGCCUGGUACUUAUGUAACCAGACUUACACGGUUCGCGGGCUCGCUCAACUGUGUAGUAGGCAAGCCUUGCUAGUAAAUCCAUCAUAAACAUAAACCAUAUGCAGCAGCCUCCCUGUAGACAGCACAUUCUGGGCGGAUACAACAACGAAAAGAUAAGAUUGUUUGUUGUUUGUAUUGUUUUGUUCAUUUUUUUUCUUCCUCUUAUUUUGUUUGGAUUCAUGACUCGAGACAAAGGGAAAUAGCAAGUAGA
This is a messenger RNA of Tripterygium wilfordii, 1861 nucleotides long. RefSeq names its product probable pectate lyase P59. The transcript is spliced from 4 exons. NCBI's taxonomy places the organism in Eukaryota, Viridiplantae, Streptophyta, Magnoliopsida, Celastrales, Celastraceae. Bases 377 to 1684 code for a protein of 435 amino acids. Gene Ontology annotation, molecular function: pectate lyase activity. The record is from RefSeq and is a predicted model, not a curated record.